CAUUUAAACAAUAAAGAUCUCAUACAAAUUAUUAUAAACAACAACAAAAAAACACUGCAUUGAAAACAAGAAACAGUAAUAAAAAAUGACCUUUAAAGUGGUAUUUGCAUUAUGCCUACUUGGCUUGGUCGUUGGCGCAGUGAAGGCGGAAGAUUCCGAAAUCACUAAAUUUAUGAAACAUUUAGAAGUCAUACCCGACGUUAUCGAUGAAGGACCAAAACAUUUUCUAAAGAUUACCUAUGAUAAUGGCAUACAAGCUGAUAAAGGAGUGGAAUUAACCCCCACCCAAGUUAAGAAUCAACCCAAAAUUGAAUGGCAAGCGGAGGCUGGCACUUACUACACCUUAAUUAUGACCGAUCCUGAUGCUCCUUCACGCAAAGAACCUAAAGUGCGUGAAUGGCAUCACUGGUUGGUGGGCAAUAUACCCGGUGACAAUUUGAGUAAAGGUGAAGUUUUAUCUGAAUAUGUGGGUUCUGGACCACCAAAAGAUUCUGGUUUUCACCGUUACACAUUUCUGCUGUACAAACAACCCAAGAAAUUGGAGUUUGAUGAGAAACAUAUAACUAAAACCCAAGCAGCUGGACGUGAGAAAUUCUCUACCAAGAAUUUUGCCAAGAAAUACAAUUUGGGAGCACCACUUGCUGGCAAUUUCUAUCAGGCCCAAUAUGAUGACUACGUUAUGGAGUUGUACAAACAAUUGGGUCUUUAAGUGUCUUGUUUUGUGUGGGUUUUUUUUUUAGGAAAAAUCGUUUUCGUAAUCCAUGUAUUUAUUAUAAGUCUUCACAAAUUAAACUAGUUUCUUGUUUUUUUUAAAGUUUUUGACACCAUCUUUGCACCAAACGUAAGCAACUAAGCAACCGGUAGAUUUAAAUUUAUUGUAAUGUUAAUAAAUCUUUUGAUUAACAAAAAAACAAAAAAAUAACAAAUGAAACAACGAAGAAAAAACAAAUACCAACAACUUUUAGUUGUGCACCAUAAAACAAAAGCAAAAGAAAAAAUAUUAAUUAAAUAAAGAAAUAUAUUUAAAUUUUAACAA
This is a messenger RNA of Calliphora vicina (urban bluebottle blowfly), 1036 nucleotides long. RefSeq names its product protein D2-like. The record is from RefSeq and is a predicted model, not a curated record. NCBI's taxonomy places the organism in Eukaryota, Metazoa, Arthropoda, Insecta, Diptera, Calliphoridae. Bases 86 to 709 code for a protein of 207 amino acids. The transcript is spliced from 2 exons.